AUGGCAACCACGAUUCGCCUGCAAGAGAAUGCUGUUCCUUCCUCAAGUCCUGCCUUUGGAACACCUGUCCAUCCCAUCCACCCCCGAGACAAACGACCUCCGAUUCCUCCGCCAGCAUUCAAACCUUCGAUCCCUACCAUUCUACCAAUCCUCCUUCCGCCUGCCAGUCUGAGACCUUUGGCCUUCCGCACAUUCACCAAGAAGCACAAUCUCACGCUCAGCUCUCCGGCUUUACAAUCAUUAGCAACCUUCAUCGGCAAACAUUGUGGCUCUGGAUGGCGUGAACGAGGAACAGCAGAGGGUGUCCUCGAAGAAGUCGCAAAAGCAUGGAAGAAGAGUGGUGGCAGCUUGAUUGUCAAUGAUGGCUCCUUGCUCAAAAACAUCCUGAAGACUAUCGAGAGCUUGAUGACGGGCGGCAAGGUCGCUCAAUCAAAAUCAAAUUUAAGCAGACAAAGUAGUUUCGCUUUCGCCGGAGAAAGUCAAGACCUUUCGAGACGAUCCAGUCUUGUCGAAACUUCUUUUCAAUCACAAGACGUUGGAGAGGACGAUGAUGCAGACAUCCAAGAUCCUCGAGCAUGGAUCAAGGUCGUCAGUGCCAACGAACAGCCCAGGUUGAGCUACAAUGUCCACAAGAAGCACUUCGAGAAGAUCACAACAAAAUCUUCUCUCCUUCCUUCACCAGCUCACCGAACACAACUCUUCCGCGAUCGUUUCAACCUCAUCCAUCAGCGUCUGAUGCGCAAUGAAGCCUUCCAAGCUCCUGCAAUAGCCAAUACCCGCUCUCUUAAACGUCAAGAUUCAACUUCUGUACAACAGUUCUACAAAAUUACCCCGAUUGCAAACCUCCUGGGUAGAACCGGCAGUAACCAUGUCUUGCUUGGCAUGCUGGUCAUUACCCCCACUGGCACUCUGGCAUUGAAUGAUCUAACUGGAAGCAUUACUCUGGACUUGCAGCAUGCAAAGCCUCUACAGGGCCUCGAUUCGUCAUGGUUCUGUCCUGGUAUGAUCGUCUUGAUCGAAGGUGUAUACGAAGAGGAGUACUCGGGAGCCGGUGCUAGUGGUCUAGGUGCUGCCACUGGUGUCGGUGGUACCAUUGGAGGAAAGUUCAUCGGCUUCAGCAUUGGCGGCCCUCCAUCUGAGAAACGCAGUGCAACACUAGGAAUCGCCGACUCAACCAAACAACCAGAUGUUGGCCUCGGAGGUGGUUUCGGCUGGACAGACUUCCUCGGUUUGGGCAGCGAAAAGGUCAUGGGAGCAAAGAUGCGCAAGCUAGAGAAACGACUUCUCGCUCCUACAGACGAGCAAGCCUCUCAACAACGCAAGAUGGUCAUACUAGGUGAGGUCAAUCUCGAUGAUCCAUCAUCCCUAGAGGCUCUGCGCGCUGUUCUGCGUGUUUACGCUGCAGAGGAUGAACUUGCACCUUUGUGUUUCAUGCUUCUAGGCAAUUUCGUCAGCCAUCCAGUCAUGGCUGGCGGUGGUAGUGGUGGCAGCAUCGAGUACAAAGAGUACUUCAAUGACCUCGCCACUGUACUCUCAGACUUCCCUGCACUCUUGCGAACCUCAACGUGGGUCUUCGUUCCUGGUGACAACGAUCCUUGGGCUUCUGCCUUCAGUGCUGGAGCCAGCAACCCCGUUCCACGCCCUCCCAUCCCUGGUCUUUUCACCAGCCGAGUAAAGCGUGCUUUCGCUGCUGCAAAAUCAGAAGCACCUCUCCCGAAAUCAGACGACAACAAUGUACCUGUCGAGCCAAUCUGGACAUCCAACCCGGCACGUGUAUCGAUUUUCGGCCCAGCCCACGAAAUCACGGUCUUCCGAGACGACAUUUCCAGUCGUCUGCGUCGCAACGCGAUAACCUUCGGCAAAGCUACCACCGCAGAGGAUGAAGAUGAUGAAAUGGCCGAUUCGAUGCCUGCGGAGAUCCCUACACCUACACAAAUCGCUCGUAAACUCGUUCUCUCCCUACUGCCACAAUCGAGUCUCUCACCCUUCCCAUUGUCUACGCGUCCGGUGCUUUGGGACCAAGGCAGUGCAAUGAGCUUGUACCCUCUUCCGCAUACUUUGGUAUUGGCUGAUUCUGAGGCACCAGCAUUUGCUGUCACGUUCGAGGGCUGUCAUGUGCUGAAUCCUGGACGACUCUGUAGAGACGAGGGAAGAGGUAGACGGGUCGCCUGGCUCGAGUAUGAUUGCUGGGCUAAGAGAGGUGAAGUCAAGGAUAUCUGGUCGUCGUGA
Molecule: messenger RNA, 2229 nt
Organism: Aureobasidium musti
Lineage: Eukaryota; Fungi; Ascomycota; Dothideomycetes; Dothideales; Saccotheciaceae
Source: the annotation of a GenBank genome assembly